This is a messenger RNA of Bolinopsis microptera, 879 nucleotides long. Its product is annotated as proteasome subunit alpha type-5-like. The transcript is spliced from 2 exons. Gene Ontology annotation, biological process: proteasome-mediated ubiquitin-dependent protein catabolic process. NCBI's taxonomy places the organism in Eukaryota, Metazoa, Ctenophora, Tentaculata, Lobata, Bolinopsidae. Bases 25 to 759 code for a protein of 244 amino acids. Gene Ontology annotation, cellular component: nucleus; proteasome core complex; proteasome core complex, alpha-subunit complex. The record is from RefSeq and is a predicted model, not a curated record.
UAAUCCAGUGCCUUUUAGGAGAAUAUGUUCCAGAGCAGAUCAGAGUAUGACCGGGGUGUCAAUGUGUUUUCUCCAGAGGGCAGGAUUUUCCAGGUGGAGUAUGCUAUUGAAGCUAUAAAACUGGGAUCCACUGCUGUGGGUGUUCAAACUAAAGAAGGAGUAUGUCUUGCUGUAGAACGCAGAAUCACAAGCCCUUUAAUGAUUCCUUCUAGCAUCGAGAAAAUUGUUGAAAUUGAUGAUCACAUUGGAUGUGCCAUGAGUGGACUAAUUGCUGAUUCAAGAAUCUUGAUUGAUCAUGCAAGGGUUGAGGCUCAAAGUCAUUGGUUCACCUUCAACGAAAAGAUGACCGUGGAAAGUGUAACCCAGUCAGUGUCAAACCUUGCAUUAUCUUUUGGUGAGUAUGACAGAAAGUCAAUGUCACGUCCCUUUGGUGUUGCUAUCCUAAUGGCGGGAGUUGACGAGAAUGGAGAGUCAGUUCUACUGCAUAUGGACCCCAGUGGAACAUAUCUUAAGUAUGGUGCUAAAGCUAUUGGUGCUGGAUCAGAAGGGGCACAAGCAACUCUGGAAGAACAGUAUCACAAGUCUAUGACAUUGGACGAUGGUGUGAAGCUUUGCCUCAAUGUCUUGAAACAAGUCAUGGAAGAAAAGAUCAGUUCAACUAAUAUUGAAGUUGGCAUCUGUAGAAAGGAUCAGGAAGAACCAGGAAAAUUCCGUCUUCUUGGCAAAGACCCAAUAGAUGCUCUUCUUACAACUCUAUAAAUACCCUACUAACAGAUAUACCCCUCACUGGAUGAGGCUGGACGGUGCACUUAGAACACAAAGUAGAGCCUAACUCAGCAAAAAUCUCGACAAAGACGGUUACAUGAUAUAUUUAUAAGC